AUGAUCAGAUUUUUGAUUUUGGUGUGCAUUUUGGUGGUUGGAAUUGUGGAUGCGGAUGAAACUAAUGAGACAAUUGUGGUGCAUCGUGAGUUGUUUUCUUAAUUAGUGUAUUUAAUUAACAAAAAAUUUUCUUUUCCAGACGACGGUCGCCUUUGGGAUGUCAUAAUUCAAACAUGCAAUUCAGAAGGCGCUGGAACAGAUGCGGCUGCAUAUCUCAAAAUAUUCUACGAAUCCGGUCAUGACAAUGAGAUUUUCCAACUCGAUAAUCCUGGCAAAAACGAUUUUGAGCGAGGAUCAAAGGAUCAUUUCAAGAUAUUUUUCAGACAAUCGGAUAUUGUUAAUAUGGGCCUGUUUUGGUGGCCUGGAUUUAGGCGAGUUCUGAAAAUCUGAUCUCAAAAUUUUAUCUCGAGCCCAAAAUUAAAAUUUUUUAGCCUUUCACAAUCUUGGUGUGUUGAUUGGGUUUUGCUGUUGAAUUCGGAUAUUGAAGCGUGUUUUGAGGGAAUUUUCGAAAAAUGGAUUUUGCAUUAUCGGUAGGUUGAACAAAUUUUUGAUGGUUCACAGUCCCCAAAUCCAUAUAUUUUUCCAGAGAUCCUCCCACCUACGCAACAAACUUCCACCGUUUACGCUACGCAGAUUGCGUCCAGCCGGCGCCGAAAUCCGCGCAUCGACGAAGUUUCCUGCGCUAUGAUGAUAUGCAGAAAAAUAUGGAUAAGAUCUGA
Molecule: messenger RNA, 719 nt
Organism: Caenorhabditis angaria
Lineage: Eukaryota; Metazoa; Nematoda; Chromadorea; Rhabditida; Rhabditidae
Source: the annotation of a GenBank genome assembly